Molecule: messenger RNA, 1555 nt
Organism: Zootermopsis nevadensis
Lineage: Eukaryota; Metazoa; Arthropoda; Insecta; Blattodea; Termopsidae
Product: thioredoxin-related transmembrane protein 2 homolog
Cellular component (GO): membrane-bounded organelle
Molecular function (GO): disulfide oxidoreductase activity
Source: RefSeq, a predicted model, not a curated record
AUAUUGUCGGUAGUUAUACAUGCUAGGAACCAUUCUAAUUUUCGUAAUUCCUUUACAGAUAGUUCUAACACAUAAUACACAGUGACACCUAUGUUUAAAACCCUGAAAGUUAAAAAAGCAAAAGGUUGUAUUGCACAUGUGAAUACAUUGGAGAAUGUCCCUAAAGGAUGAUUUAAUUUUGCUACUAAAGCCAUAUUAUUUUGUUAAUAUUUUACUGAGUCUGUCAUAUCUUGCUGCUAAAAAACUUCCAUUUGUUUGCAGUAUUUUAUUUCCAACCGCAUCACCACAAUGUGAAUUAGACACUAGAGAGUCCGAAAUUCUGUUUUUCCUUCUGAUUGUUGUAGUGAUCAGAACAAAGAAAGCAGGAAGUGUGACAAUGAUAAAUUAUUUAACUUCAAGUUUCAUGUAUAAUAAAGUUGCAAAUCUCAUACUUUGGUUUUAUGCUGACAUACGGUUGGGAAUUGGAUAUGGAAUUCUCUUUAUAUUGUUUGGAAUGUUACUGCCAGAACCAACAUACUCCGGCCCAGAGAAUGUUGUGUAUUUCCGAACAGCUGCAGGAUUAGAAGAAGAACUAGAAAGGGAUAAAAGGAUCACUUGGCUUGUAGUGUUCUACACAGUGUGGAAUCCUUCCUGCACUAACUUCGCUCCUACAUUUGCAAAACUAUCGGCACAGUAUGUCCUAGACAACUUAAAAUUUGGAAAGAUUGACGUGGGUCGCUACCCUGAUGCUGCCAAGAAAUACAAUAUCAGUGAUUCAUCUAUGAGUCAUCAGCUACCAACAGUGAUUCUGUUCAAAGGUGGUAAAGAAGUAACCAGACGACCUGCUGCAGAUAACAGAGGGAAACUUAUCAAAUUCUUUUUUUCUGAGGAUAACAUGAAGGCAUCAUUUGAUCUAAAUCAUCUGUACAAUGAAUGUAAGGAUAAUCCAUUAAAGAAGAAAGGAGCUACUGAAAAGAAGACGGAAGUUGAGAAUACUCAUAUUAAAUCAGAAUAGAUGUAGAAAUGAAUAUUACACUAGUCUUAGUGAUCAUAAGUUGAGUGAAAUUAGAAUUCUGUGACAUAAGACACUUUAAAUGUUUACAUGUUACUCUCAGUGCCAUAGUGACCCACACCGUUAAACAUUCUGAUACCAGCUUUAUAUUAUUAUAAAAGCAUUUUAGUCUUGCAUUUUCUUGUUUGACCGAUGCAUCUGAGAGCAGUUUUCAAAUACUAUGUUUAAAUUAUACAGGUAUAAUCUUUAAAAAAAACAAUGAAAUAUUUAUUACAGCGUGCACGCAUUAGCUUGUUAAGACAUAAGAUUUAGUUUUAUACAUGCACAUCAACAGAUCUGUUUACGAUAUAUGCCACUCUCUUUCUGUGUUUUUCAGUUUCCAAAUUAUGAAUUUUAUGACUCCUCCUUAUCAGUGAACUGAUUAAUGUUUUAAAGAACUAUUAAAUGCAAGGCUGCAGAAAUUGCACAAAAGCUGUGACAGCACAAAAAGGCAAGUCAGAAUUCAAUUCCUGGUUAGGCUGAUGGGAUUUUUCUCUUCCCCAUAUACAAUAUGGCAGUGGUCCC